Messenger RNA from Gekko japonicus, 990 nucleotides. Its product is annotated as pre-mRNA-processing factor 6-like. NCBI's taxonomy places the organism in Eukaryota, Metazoa, Chordata, Lepidosauria, Squamata, Gekkonidae. Gene Ontology annotation, biological process: mRNA splicing, via spliceosome. The record is from RefSeq and is a predicted model, not a curated record. The annotation marks the transcript as partial. The transcript has 7 exons.
CGCCAUCAUGGCCGCCACCGCGGCUCCUUCCUCGGCCUCGGCCAGCGGGGCCGCCCCGGCGGGGGGCUCCAACGCGGCAGGUUCCGGCGGGGCGUCGGGCCUGACGGCCUCGCUGACGGGCACCAUGAACAGGAAGAAGAAGCCCUUCCUGGGCAUGCCGGCCCCGCUGGGCUACGUGCCGGGCCUGGGCCGAGGUGCUACGGGUUUUACCACUCGCUCGGAUAUUGGUCCCGCUCGAGACGCAAAUGACCCCGUGGACGAUCGCCAUGCGCCACCAGGGAAGAGAACCGUCGGGGAUCAGAUGAAGAAAAACCAGGCAGCCGACGAUGACGAUGAGGAUCUGAACGACACCAAUUAUGAUGAGUUCAACGGCUAUGCCGGGAGCCUGUUCUCCAGUGGGCCUUACGAAAAAGAUGACGAGGAGGCGGAUGCAAUUUACGCUGCUCUGGAUAAGAGGAUGGAUGAAAGAAGAAAAGAGAGACGAGAACAGCGUGAGAAGGAAGAGAUUGAAAAAUACCGAAUGGAACGGCCCAAAAUCCAGCAGCAGUUCUCAGAUCUGAAAAGGAAGCUCGCCGAAGUCACCGAGGAGGAAUGGCUGAGCAUCCCCGAAGUUGGCGACGCGAGGAACAAACGGCAGAGGAACCCGCGUUACGAGAAGCUGACGCCCGUUCCCGACAGCUUCUUCGCCAAGCACUUGCAGUCCGGGGAGAACCACACAUCUGUCGAUCCCAGACAGACGCAAUUUGGAGGUCUGAACACGCCCUACCCUGGGGGCUUAAACACUCCUUAUCCCGGUGGGAUGACCCCUGGGCUGAUGACGCCUGGUACAGGUGAGCUGGACAUGAGGAAGAUCGGCCAAGCGAGGAACACCCUGAUGGACAUGAGACUCAGCCAGGUGUCUGAUUCCGUGAGCGGCCAAACCGUGGUGGAUCCCAAGGGCUACCUGACCGACUUGAAUUCCAUGAUUCCCACGCACGGUGGAGAUAUCAA